This is a messenger RNA of Dendronephthya gigantea, 2130 nucleotides long. RefSeq names its product follistatin-related protein 4-like. Lineage: Eukaryota; Metazoa; Cnidaria; Anthozoa; Malacalcyonacea; Nephtheidae. The record is from RefSeq and is a predicted model, not a curated record. Bases 102 to 1412 code for a protein of 436 amino acids. Gene Ontology annotation, molecular function: protein binding. The transcript is spliced from 4 exons.
UCCAAUUUUUGAGAUCAUACUUCCUAUAUAUUGUUUAGCUGCAUCGUUAGAUCUUCGUCCAACGCGUUCACACCGUGUAAUACCACUUAAUACAUAUCGUUAUGACGCUGGCUGUAUUGCUUCCAAUACUCGUUAUUUUCGGAAUUCUUUCGGGUAAUUUUGCCUCAGUAAGAAGAGACAAUGUAUUCUAUCUUCUGGGAGGUGAUGGUAUAUAUGUGAUAGAUCCAGUGGCAAAACGUCUGGUUGCUAAAAUAACCAACACAACAGCGCCCGGGCUGUGUACCAAAAGCAAUAACCGAGUGUCAAGAAACGACUGCUGGUUAAGUCAGGCUUGUGUUGUUGAUGACGCGGUUUUCGUCGCAGACGCAUCAGGAAAUUCGGUGCACGUGAUUGAUGUCAGAACACGCGAAAAAAUUGAAACUAUUCCUACAGACCCGUUCCCCAUCGGCUUGCAGUGUCUGCAGUGGCGCAAAGAAGUCUGGGUACAUUCUUGGAAUCUUUCCACGUUUGACGUCAUCGCAACUGAAAGUCGUGAUCGUACCCACAAGGCCUUGCGAGCUCAUAUAAAACCAGGUUGGACGCAUGGUUAUAUGGUUUCCGACAAAGACUUGCACAAAGGAAAGACGGCUUUCGUUACACAUUUCAAAAAUCCCGGAAUUCACGAAUUGAACUUAGAAACGAAGACCUACACGAGUUUUCGUAACUUCUCAAAGUACGGCUGCACAGGAACCAUGGGCAUUGCCUAUAACGCGUACAACAAAUACUUGUUCGUGGAAUGUCAAAAACGUCAUCGAAGUUUGUCGUUAGUUGCACAAGACACCAGCGGUGGUAGUGCAAUUAGUUGGGAAAUUCCCGGCGUUCCAUUUGUUUCGCCUAAUGGUCGGUAUGUUGUGAUCCUUCAUCGCAAAACAAGUGUAAUGAAUAUUUUUGCCGUGAAAGGACCUGACGGGCUUAAAGUUUCUUAUUACCCGAGACUCUACAUUCCCGGCGGUGUAUCCCAUGCGGUGUUUUUCCCAAAGGGUAAAACCUCGAAUAGCUACUACGUAUUCGUUACGCUUGAUUACGCAAAAAGAAUAGCGGUCAUUGACUUGAGUUUAGCAGAAAAAAGAAAUAUCUCCGACGUAAAAUACAUCGAAAACGUCGGCUUCCUCGACACAACAACACACGGCGCAUCAAGAAAUUUGUUUAUCAACGAUAAAUGGAUCAUUUCCCCGGCAACCAGAGACAAGACGGUGGUGAUUAUUAAUGCAGAGACCCAGAAGAUUCAUGGGAAAAUUAGCGGAGUGAACGCGGGAACCUUCGCAGUCUGGGUUCAAGAAUCACCUGCUAGUGGGACCUCUAGAAAAGAUGUUCCGAGCUGUUUCAUUUUUUUGUCUUUUUGUGUGUUUUUGCACAAUCUUAAUUAUGAAUAAAAUGUCUGCAAAAAUCUUGGUGCAUGUAACUAACCUAAGUAAUUUUUAAAGUAUGUGGGAUAUGAACAACAUAAUGAUGCAACAUAUUCAUCAAGAAUCAGUUAAUUCUAUCCGUAGUCUAAUACAUAACGAUGUAUGGGUCUUGAUAGAACUUAGAGAAAGUUAAUAGUAAAAAGAAAUAAGAAAUACUGAAAAACCAUAAUAAAAAUUUGCACUAAAAAUAUCUGCAAGAUGACCUAUAUGCAUUUGCCAUGCAUUUUACGAUAAACACCUCGAAACUGUACAGUACUGCCCAGAAAUAACCUAACAAAAAUCGCGGUUGACCUAAAUCAAACCUCGGUCUGACAGACAUUUGCUACGAUUUUUUCGAUUUGGUUAUUGCGUUGUAGGGACAUACGUAGCUAAAUCAAGUUAAAUUGAGGGGGGGCAUAUUCAUAUAAUUUUUAUUUGUAUCAUAACUAUGCCCACCCCAGCAACAAUAAACUGUGGUCUCGGCGCAGUUCUUUGCAUCCGGUCCCCGCUGGCGCUAAAUAUAACAUACGCGAUGCAUAGCAAUUCUUAAUAGAGUCAAUUUGCGAACCCAAAUUUUGAAAUUAUUUUGUCACAGAAAUUAACUCAUGCACAAGCUACUGUAAUAUGGGCUUUUUGCAACAACUAUAAUUCAGUACUUUCAGUCGAAGAGCAAUAUUCCUUUUAAGUCUUUGCGAUAAUCUGUUUU